Molecule: messenger RNA, 3315 nt
Organism: Kalmanozyma brasiliensis GHG001
Lineage: Eukaryota; Fungi; Basidiomycota; Ustilaginomycetes; Ustilaginales
Product: Vacuolar protein 14 C-terminal Fig4-binding domain protein
Exons: 1
Coding region: 1-3315 (1104 amino acids)
Biological process (GO): phosphatidylinositol biosynthetic process; positive regulation of kinase activity
Cellular component (GO): PAS complex; endosome membrane; fungal-type vacuole membrane
Source: RefSeq, a predicted model, not a curated record
AUGGACGCAACUCUGCAAAAGGCGCUCCUGGAUCGCGUCUACGACAAGCGCAAGGCGGCCACCCUCGACCUCGAACGACAAGUGCGCGAAUGUCUCGCCAAGGGGGACCGAGCCAGGGUCAAUCUCAUCGUUCAACAACUCUGCUCAUUCCUCUCAGCCUCGCCGCAGAACGUCAAUGCUCGCAAUGGUGGCCUCAUCGGUCUCGCCGGCAUUGCCAUCGCUCUCGGGGUCGAGAUCGCUCCCUUCCUCGAGCAGAUUGCCAAACCCGUCUUGGCUUGCUUCAACGACCCAGAUAGCAAGAUUCGCUACUUUGCUUGCGAGAGCUUCUACAACAUUGCCAAGGUGUGCAAGGGCGAGAUCUUGGUCUACUUCAACGAGACAUUUGAUGCGCUGUCCAAACUAGCAGCCGACUCGGAGCUCAGUGUCAAGAACGGUGCCGAGCUGCUGGACCGCCUGCUGAAAGACAUUGUCUGCGAAGCGGCACCACACUACGUCUCACAGUUUCAGGACGUCUCACUGAUUCGCGCGCAUCAAGAUGCCCAGGAGGGCUUCGCUGGCGGAGCUGCCGAGCUCGACGUUGCUCGCGAGAAAGCGCAUCAGAUCGACGAAGAAGGCGCCGCCAGCAACAAGGUCUUUUCGCUAGCACGCUUCAUUCCACUGCUAUCCGAGCGGAUGUAUGUGCUCAGUCCGUUCACUCGCAACUACCUCGUCAGCUGGAUCACGGUGCUCGGCUCUGUGCCUGAGCUUGAGCUGGUCAGCUACCUCCCCUCUUUCCUCGACGGCUUGCUCAAGUACCUCAGUGAUCCGAACACCGAUGUCCGUGUCGCCACGGCUAAUGUGCUUGCCGACUUCUUGCCCGAGAUUCGACAUGCCGCAGAACUUGCCUCGCGGAGACACGCGUUCGAGCAGCAUCGUGCCGAACGACAGGAGCACAAGAGGCGAAAGGGAAAGCAGCGCGAUUCUGGUACUGCGAUUGACGGCCUGCCCGCCACAGUGGGAGCUGUAGAAGAACUGGAGGUGCAACCGAGGAGCGCGAGUCCGAGCAAGUCGAUGCGAUCAUCAUCUCAAGCAACGUCGACAAGACUGCGAAUGGAAGGCGGAACAUCGCCAGCACCACCGCAACGUUCCAGUCAAGAGGCAGAGCGGGAGUCAACCUCAAAGCAAGAGGAUCAGUCUGCAGCUGAUGACGACGCGCAAGACGAAGAAGACGAAGAGGAGGACAUCUGGGUGGAAGGCACCGAAGUGCGCAUCGACUACGCCGCCAUUGUGGAGAUCCUGAUCAACCAUAUCGGCUACCCAGACGAGGAGAUCCAGGCCACUACGCUUCAGUGGAUCGCAGAGUUCCUGCUCGUGGUCAAGGAUGUCGUUGUGCCCUUCACGCCUCGCUUGAUCUCGGCUAUUCUACCAAGCUUGGCUCACCACAGUCCUGCUAUCGCCAGUGCAGCCCACGCAACCAACGUCAAUCUGUACAGGGUCAUCCAAGACAUUCCUGUCGCUACGGCACCACCAAAUGCAAAAGCUGCCGUGACAUCGGCAGGUGUGUCACAUGGCCAGAGGCAGACAACUGCAAUUGCAACCCCAUACAAGAUCAACACGGGCAGCCCAACGCAGCACAGCAACGUGAGCAGGCAUGCAUCCGUCUCUCGACCCCCUGCCACGACCGCUUCAAUGUCCAUGUCAGCAUCGACGUCAGGACCACUCACUCCACGAUCACGGGCCGGUACAAUGAGUGGCGAGCCUGUAGCCAGCUUCGCUGCUCUCGGUCUCUCCGACAAUGCAGGCAACGAUGAUCAGAUGACGCCGUCGAACAGCAAUGGUGUUGAACCCACACCGGUCGAAGCUGACCCCUUUGACUACCAGACAACGGUCAACGCGCUGACUCUGCAGCUGCUCGACGAGCACGAAGAGACCCGAGUUACGGCCCUGGAAUGGCUCCUCAUGUUGCACCGCAAAAGUCCGCGCAAGAUCCUAUCGAUGGACGACGGCACCUUCCCUGCGCUGCUCAAGACGCUGUCGGACCCGUCUGACGAGGUGAUUCGCUGCGACCUCCGUCUACUCGCACAGAUCAGCUCCGCGUCCGAGGACUCGUACUUCCACGCGUUCAUGGCGAACCUGCUCAGCCUCUUCAGCACGGAUCGUCGACUUCUGGAAACACGCGGGUCGCUGAUCAUUCGUCAGCUCUGCGCCUCCUUGCACACCGAACGCAUCUUCCGCACGCUCGCAGAAAUCCUCGAGAAGGACGAAGACCUCGAAUUCGCCAGCAUCAUGGUCCAAAACCUCGCCAUCAUCCUCAUCACCUCCCCCGAGCUAUCCGACUUUCGCAAGAAGCUCCGGAACCUCGAUUCCCGAGAAGGUCAGCAGCUGUUCGCAUCCAUCUACCGGUGCUGGUGCCACAACGCCGUGGCCGCCUUUUCGCUGUGUCUGCUGGCGCAGGCGUACGAACACGCAAGCAACUUGCUGACGAUCUUUGCGGAGCUCGAGAUCACUGUCUCGCUGCUGAUUCAGAUCGACAAGCUGGUGCAGCUGCUCGAGUCGCCCAUCUUUACGGCGUUGCGGUUGCAGCUGUUGGAGCCGGAACGGUAUCCGUGGUUGUUCAAGUGUUUGUAUGGGGUGCUGAUGCUCUUGCCCCAGAGUUCGGCGUUUGUGACGCUGAGGAACAGGUUAAAUGCGGUGAAUGGGCUAGGGUUCUUGCAUUCGGUGCCGAGGUCGAGCUAUGCGGUGAGGACGGGGGGCAAGACGGGUUCGAGUGCUGGGAGUGCAUCGACGGGCGGGGUUGGAGGGACUGCAGCUGGAACGGGGGGCACAGCGUCGAUGGCAGAGAUCAAAUGGGGCGAUCUGCUGCAUCACUUCCGCGUGGUUCAGAACAAGCACGAGCGCGCACGUCGACAAGCCGCCACGGGGUCGACGAAUGCAGUCGAGGGAGCUCAGGCAGACUACGCCGCACCACGCAUCACCGCUGGUCCGGCAUCCUCUGCCUCGUCAGCGACGGGGGUGGGUGGACGAAGACGCAUCAGUCAAGCAGCGACACCUGUCGGGGCGGGGUCAAUGACUCCGUCGGGCUCAGCAGGGAGGUUCGGACUCGGCCUCUCAGCAGCCGCCACCAACGGGAGGGGCAACGGCAGCGUCUCAGCGCCUAACACGGCCUCGAGCAGCUUCUUUGGCAUUCACCUGCCCUCUGCUGCGGGGGCUACGGCGUCGGCUGCCACCGCUGGCCGUUCUGCCAGUCCGAAUGCGGCGAGAAGGCACGCUUCGGGUCAGCAGCCGGGAUCGAACACCGGGUCGAGGAACCCGAGUAAAGGCUCUGCCUUGCGUUGA